Phacochoerus africanus (Common warthog) is the source of this 264-nucleotide messenger RNA. Its product is annotated as cytochrome c oxidase subunit 8C, mitochondrial. Gene Ontology annotation, cellular component: mitochondrion. NCBI's taxonomy places the organism in Eukaryota, Metazoa, Chordata, Mammalia, Artiodactyla, Suidae. Gene Ontology annotation, biological process: mitochondrial electron transport, cytochrome c to oxygen. The record is from RefSeq and is a predicted model, not a curated record. The transcript is spliced from 2 exons. The coding region runs from base 52 to 264 and encodes 70 amino acids.
UGUCUCGCAGCACCUCGCGACUUCGCCUCCCUUCACCUCCCCGGAGCCGUCAUGCCGCGCCUGCCUGUUGUCUGCCUGCUGCCUCGCCGCCGUGUGACCCUGCUGGUCCUGCAGCCUGGCCAGCGCCUGGCCCACUCGGAACCUCCACGUCAGCGCCCCGUGUCGACCUUAGAGGUGGCUAUUGCCCUGGUGGUGUUUUUUACCGCCUUCUUAACCCCCAGUGGGUAUGUGCUGAGCAAUCUGAACCAGUUCAGAAGAGAGUAG